Molecule: messenger RNA, 1138 nt
Organism: Caenorhabditis angaria
Lineage: Eukaryota; Metazoa; Nematoda; Chromadorea; Rhabditida; Rhabditidae
Source: the annotation of a GenBank genome assembly
AUGGGCUUAUUUGUGACUGAAAACUUCAAAUUUUUUGCAAAACAAAUUUUGGGAACUUAUAAAAUCAAGUCAGUUGAAAUUGAGGGAGCAUGUAUUUAUGAGAAAUUGAAUAUUGAUUUUAUUCCAUCAGAAAUAUCUGAAAAUGAAGAUUUGAGAAAAGCAAUUAACGAUUUUAUUGAUAGAAUCGAGUAAGUUGGAGUUUGACGGAAUAUUUAUAUUUAAUUUUUUUUAUUUGAAGAUUUCCUUACAUUGGAAAUAAAGAUAAUAUCAACAUACAUUCCUUUUCUGAGAAUUUUGAAGGAUAUAUCGCUGCCAAUCCGAAUAUUGAGGAUGUUUAUGAACUUCACGAUUUCAUGAUUUAUCUACAACAUUUUGUGGAAGUUAACAAAUUGAGACAGCGAAUGAAUUCAACUAUUCUUAAAAUUGAACCGAAUAGUUUUGUUGUGAAGAUGUCAAUGAUUUUUGAUCAUUUCAUAUUUCACGUAAAUCAAUCAUCGAAUGAUGAAUGGAUUUUUUUGAUUGAAGGAUCAAGAAAUGUUGAGGAGAAAUGGGAAAUAACAAAACUAGUUAUGUCACCAAGAUUAGAGCUUCUUACAAAUAAUAUAACUCAACGAAGAGCAGCAACUUAUCAUAUGUUGCAUUCAGAACACGAGUAGGUUUAUUUUUAUUUUUUUCAAUUUCAAAAUUUCAUUCUUCCAGAAAUACUGACAUUCUUCAAAUGGUGCAAUUUAUGCCGCGCAAUUCAAGUCAUCCAAAAAUUGAUAUAGAAAAUUGCGGAACUAUUAUUUACAACCACACAUAUCACCAACAUCAAAUGUUCUUCGAACGUUUUGUGGAAUUUUUAAAGUUAUCAGAUUUCAAAGCUGUCAUUGAUCAAUGGAGAAAACCACCAGUAUUCAAAUCGUUUCAAUCUUUUUCUUUUGAAAUCAAAUAUGAAUUAACGAUUUCUGGAAUUCGCAAAGCAUUUGUGGUUAAUCAUUUUGCUGAAUAUGUGAGAUAUUAGACAAAUUUACAGAUUUAAGUAAUAAAUAAGUUUUUGCAGAACUUCAAGCAUGGAUAUUAUCACGAUACAAAACUUGAGCUAACUUGUCCAGUUGAUAUUGCAAGAUACUAUAAAUUCCCAAGAAAUUAUCAUUAA